AUGGACAAGAAAACCAAACAAUGGUGCGCAGUGCCAGGAUGUAUGAGUUUUAUCAACUUAGAAAAACGGCACUUUUUUAGAUUUCCAAAGGAAUAUGACAGGUGGUUGAAAUGGAUAGACGCAUCAAAAAGGAUGGAUUUAAAAUUGAAAGGGCCAAAGUACGCAUACCAAAAUUGUACACUAUGCCACUUGCAUUUUGAGGACAAGUGGCUUAUAAAAAAGGCUGUCAUUCGUUUACAUCCUGAUGCUGUACCUACCAUAUUUUUUGGUCCAGCUUUUCAAAAGGAAAAUACAGAAAUAGAAGGAAGGACAGAAGGAGCAAGUAUUACAACAUUGGAGAAGCAACAAGAAGCAACAAGAAAUGAAAUGGAAGAAGCGGAAAAGACACCAGCAGUACAAGAAGGAAGUAAAAGUAAUGUCCAAACAAAGGAAAUGGACAUCCAAACAGAAGAUCAAAUAGAUGACAAAGAUAAAGAUAAACAGUAA
This is a messenger RNA of Camponotus floridanus (Florida carpenter ant), 486 nucleotides long. Its product is annotated as 52 kDa repressor of the inhibitor of the protein kinase-like. The transcript has 4 exons. NCBI's taxonomy places the organism in Eukaryota, Metazoa, Arthropoda, Insecta, Hymenoptera, Formicidae. The record is from RefSeq and is a predicted model, not a curated record. The coding region runs from base 1 to 486 and encodes 161 amino acids.